AAAACAGUAAGCAGCUAAAAACUAAAACAGAGAGACAGAGAUUUUUUUUUGUUAAUAUAUCUUUUAGUAUUUGUUAAUGUUUUUUUAUCUUUGUUUUUCCUCGUAUAAUGUCUGUAAAUCUCUUGAUUUCCUCAACUACUUCAGUUAUAUUUUCAUCACCUUCUUCAAUUUCAGGAGGACUCUAAGUUUUUUAUCAACGGACUAUUGGAAGCCUUUCUUGUGUGAUAUCUUCUGUAUUUGUACGUCGGAAGCUCGAUGGGUUCGAGAUUCCCAUCUCAUCAGCUCAGCAAUGGUCUUUAUGUAUCAGGUAGGCCAGAGCAGCCCAAGGAAAGAACUCCGACAAUGAGCUCAGUAGCAAUGCCGUAUACUGGUGGUGAUAUCAAAAAGUCGGGAGAGUUGGGGAAAAUGUUCGAUAUCCCUGUUGAUGGCUCUAAGUCUCGGAAAUCCGGACCUAUAAGUAGUGCCCCUUCAAGGACUGGAUCUUUCGGAGGUGCUGCUUCACACUCUGGACCAAUCAUGCCUACUACUGCAGCACCUCGAGCAGGCUAUACCACCUCUGGUCCUGGACCUACAGGAGGCAUGUCUGGUUCAACUUCAUUAAAGAAGUCAAAUUCUGGACCAUUGAAUCGACAUGGGGAUCCGGUAAAGAGAACAUCCGGCCCUCAGUCCGGUGGACUAACAUCAAGUGGACGCCAAAACUCUGGUCCUAUUCCAGUCCUUCCUGCUACUGGUCUCAUUACAUCUGGGCCUAUCUCUUCAGGCCCACUAAAUUCAUCUGGGGCUCCUAGAAAAGUAUCCGGUCCUUUGGAUACAAUGGGAUCAAUGAAGGUACAUGGUUCUGCUGUGAACAUUCUUAACCAUGACGAUGAUGAGUUUUCUUUUAAGAGGAACUUCCCGAAACCAAUAUUAUGGUCAUUGAUACUGCUUUUUGUGAUGGGUUUCAUUGCUGGGGGCUUUAUUCUCGGAGCUGUUCACAAUGUCAUUCUCCUCAUCGUUGUUGUGGUCCUUUUCGGUACUGUUGCUGCAUUAUUUGCUUGGAAUUCGUGUUGGGGAAGAAGAGCUAUUAUGGGGUUCAUUGCUCGUUAUCCCGAUGCUGAGCUCCGAAAUGCAAAGAACGGACAAUUGGUGAAGAUCUCCGGGGUUGUAACAUGCGGAAACGUGCCGCUCGAAUCAUCCUUCCAGAAAGUUCCUAGAUGUGUUUAUACAUCUACUAAUUUAUAUGAGUACCGCGGAUGGGAUUCUAAAGCAGCCAAUCCUAAACAUCGCCGAUUUACAUGGGGGCUUCGAUUGUCCGAAAGGCGUGCGGUUGACUUCUACAUCUCCGAUUUCCAGUCGGGUUUGAGAGCAUUGGUAAAAACAGGCUACGGAGCAAGGGUGACUCCUUAUGUGGAUGAUUCUGUUGUCAUUGAUGUUGACCCGGCCAGUGAAACAUUACCUCCAGAUUUCAUUAGGUGGCUCGGAGAAAGGAACCUUUCGAGUGAUGACCGUGUAAUGCGGAUAAAAGAAGGGUAUAUCAAAGAAGGAAGCACGGUUAGUGUAAUGGGAGUUGUUCAAAGAAACGACAACGUGCUCAUGAUCGUCCCUCCGUCCGAGCCAAUAACAACAGGAUGUCAAUGUGCAAAGUGUAUCUUCCCUGCUGGACUCGAGGGUAUUAUAGUGAGAUGUGAAGAUACAUCGAAGACCGAUGUUAUCCCGGUUUAGUAGUGUUCGCUCCUUGUGGACUUUUUCAGGUAACAUAGUUAAAAUGAUUAUUCUUUCUUUAUUUCUAUGGCAAUGGUGGCAGUGUUGGUGGGCGGAAAAAAUGGCGCUUAUGAGAGGCGAUAAUGCGAUGACUUAGGAGUUUCGGGGUAGGUGAUUGUUUUUGUUGUUGUCAUUUUAACUCGUUGUAUAGCUCUUUGGUUUCUAUGUUGUUUUUCGAUUUUUUGUUUUUCUUUUUAGUCCCCGUGUUUGACGCGUAUUUGAUGGGAUAUAACCUUUCAAGGACUUUUCGAAUACAUAAAAGAAAAUACCCGUGUCGAAUACAUAUUUGUAUUUGAUACUCACACCCGAAUCUGAGUAAAAUAGGGCUCGGAGGCUUUUGUCAUGGGGGUUGGCUUGAUGUUAUUAGGGAGUUUAUGCGUGUUGAGUAGUAGAUUGCAAUUAUGUAAAAUAGAAACGAAAAAAAAAUUAAUCUAUGUUUUGCAUUGUUUUAUUCA
This is a messenger RNA of Gossypium raimondii (Peruvian cotton), 2195 nucleotides long. RefSeq lists its product as uncharacterized. The record is from RefSeq and is a predicted model, not a curated record. The transcript is spliced from 5 exons. The coding region runs from base 256 to 1701 and encodes 481 amino acids. NCBI's taxonomy places the organism in Eukaryota, Viridiplantae, Streptophyta, Magnoliopsida, Malvales, Malvaceae.